Messenger RNA from Nerophis lumbriciformis (worm pipefish), 2849 nucleotides. RefSeq names its product mRNA export factor GLE1-like. Gene Ontology annotation, biological process: poly(A)+ mRNA export from nucleus. Lineage: Eukaryota; Metazoa; Chordata; Actinopteri; Syngnathiformes; Syngnathidae. Gene Ontology annotation, molecular function: translation initiation factor binding; phospholipid binding; inositol hexakisphosphate binding. The record is from RefSeq and is a predicted model, not a curated record. Gene Ontology annotation, cellular component: nuclear pore cytoplasmic filaments; nuclear pore; cytoplasm.
AAAAGAGGUUUAAUGGAGUCUGUGUGGUUCUUCCACUGAACUUAUUAUUAGUCUUUGAAGCUCUUGUACGUCCUCAGACAUGUCCAGCGAUCAUCGACGUUGGGAAACAUUAGAGGCGCUCAAGAAGUCGCCAAAGGGAAAUAUCAAAUUUGACCCUUUUUGGUCGGAGAGGGGCGAGGAUAUUUUGGCUGGGUAUGAAGAGGAGAUCAUCCUGUGUGCUGAGGCUGCACAGAUACUAGAACAACUCCAGUCCAAGUCCCCUCACAAGUGUGCUGCUCAGUCCAGUCCUGGGCAGGCAGCCUCACCUUGUUCCAGCGACACACCUGGCAAAGACCACAGCACAAACCAGAUCAUCAGCCAUGGUGAGAGCGGGCAGAAUGUGGCGGAAAGUUCCAUCUCCCUGCGUUCUCUUGAAGCCAGGGAGAUUGCUGGAAGAAUCUCCCAGUAUGAAGAAGCUUACCGCCAACAAGCAAAGAGAUUGUUCAGCAGGCACCAGCAGCAGAUGGAGGACAUGGUCAGCCAGGUGGCCAAGGCACAGGUGGAGCAAAUGAAACGCUAUGAAGAGCGCAUGGAGUUGAAGCGGAGGCAGGACUACCAGCGCAUGAGUGACAUGAUGGAACGCGAAACCAAGGAGAGCAUCGGCCGCCAGGAGAAGCUGAAGGAAGAGCAGCGCCACCGAUUGAAGAUCCUCAACCUCCGCGUGAGGGAGGCGGAGCAGCAGCGCCUGAGGGAGGCGGAGCUAGAGCGCCAGCGCCAGGUUGAAGGCAAAGAGCGUCUGAGGAAGCUCAACUCCAUUCAAGAAGAGAUCCUGCAGCUCCACCAGCUGCUGGAGUCCGGUCCCCAGAACCAGACCACCAGCGUGGGCACCUACAGCACCCUGGGGAACCAGCUGUGCUCCCAGGUGUCACAGGUGGUGCACAAGACGGCAGAAGUACAGUAUCCCAGCGUGGAAGACAUGGCGGUGGCAGAGCGUGUCCUCCAUGAAAUGAGAACGCUCAUCUGCUUGAUGCGAGGGGAAGCGGCCAAAGCUCAGGAGGAGCUGAAGAAGAAGGAGCUGGAGGAAGAAGAUUCCCGCAGGAAGAUGUCUGAGCUGAGGACUCAACAGGAAGCACUAAAGAAGGCGCAGCUGUCAGCCAAAGAGAAAGCAAACAAGCGAGGUCUGCAGAACAAUGCUGAAGACGUCACCUUGAGAUGGUACAAGGACUUGCAGGAGUGUCUUGACCAGUGCGCUGACGGCAUAGAAGAGCUCAGCUCCUCACAAGACGUCCAGACCAGGAGGCUGAAGUUGGACCUCCAGAGAGCCUCCACCAUCCCCAUCAGUCAAAUCUCCUUCAAUUCCGGAUCUCACCUGCGAGAAGUAUUCGGGAAGCUCACCAAGCUGCUCUCUGGUCAGGCAGUGGCGUGUGGAGGCAAGUCUGUGUCCACCUCCCAGCAUCCACAGGCCCUGGACUUUGUGUGCUACAAGAUGGCUGAGAAGUUUGUGAAACAAGGCGAGGCGGAGGUGGCGGCUCAUCACCAAGCAGCCUUCCCCAUCGGUGUGGUGGCAUCAGGGAUCUGGGAGCUGCACCCCCGCAUGGGCGACCUCAUGCUGGGACACCUGCACAGAAAAUGUCCGUACACCGUUCCACAUUAUCCCAUGAUGAAAGAAGGCAUGUCAGUGGAGGAAUAUCAGAGAAUUCUGGGCUACCGUGUGGAUGACUCUGGAGUGGAAGGUCAGGACAGUUUCCUGAAAAGUAUGUCCGGCAUGAUCCGCUUCUACGCCGCGGUGAUCCAGCUCAGGUGGCCAUUUGACUCCAAGCAGGGGUCGCCCCCUCACGGUCUGAACCAUGGCUGGCACUGGUUAGCACAGAUGCUAAACAUGGAGCCCAUUGCCGACAUCACCGCCACACUGCUGUUUGACUUCCUUGAGGUUUGUGGUCACGCAUUGUUGAAAACCUACCAAGGUCAGUUCUGGAAACUACUUCUGCUUUUAAAAGAGCAAUACAUGGCCAGGAUUGAAGCGGUCACCAGCAGUGGUCAGAUGGGAUCAGUGUCCAGACUGAGGAACUUCCUGCAGAGAUCAGUGCAAGAACAAGGAAUAAGUCCUCCCAAAGGCCAGCUGACAGCCAUGUUCUGGAGGUCCUGAAGAUGGUGUUGAUGUAGCUUAGGGUCAAAAAGGUAGUUUAUAGGCAUGAAUUAGGGUCACAGCCUUCUUUAAUGACUAAAACCACGACCCCUAAGUCCUUCCAGGUCCAGUCCCGUGCACACGACUAAACAACCUUUCAAACUCCUUGUCCGAGUGUUUGGGUCAGGUCUGUGGUGCCUUCCAAGGUUUCACUUGGGUUGAGUUCUUCCUUGCCCUGAUCCCAGGAUGUUGUGGCUUGUGCAGCCCUUUGAGACACUCGUGAUUAAGGGCUAUAGAAGUCAGCUUUGAUAUAGAUUGGGAAGAAAAUGAGUAAAACAGUCUCAGGGUUUGAUGCACAAGUCAGACCAGCUGACAUCACCAUGGUCUGAGAGAGGAACCCUCAAUUCAAGGGACUAGUGGUGGGACAUUUGGCUCACAAAGGAUGGUGUUUGUUUCAUUUUCAUCUUGGAGAAAGUGGCAGUAAAUAUUACGACUUCAGUUUGAGCACAUCAUUAAAUAGUUAGAAGGCAGAACAUUGGACCUGGUUAUGCAAAGUGUUGAACUUAAAGACAACAUUUAAGUUACAUUUUCAGACACUUACACAGGAACAUCUCCUUAUAUGGUCAGGGUGUAUUCUCCUGAAGAAGCACACAGGAAGGAGGAAUAUAAAACUCUUUUGACCUCCUCCAGGAACUGCAGUCCUGUAUAAUGAUGCUCACUUGUAAUAAAGCAACUUUUUGUCCAA